GAUCGACCAGAAAGUUGCGAAACUUGUGGAAUUUAAAAGUUUCAACACGGAAAAAGUUGCGAAAGAGUUCAGGCCAAGUUCAUGCAACUUUCGGUCGGGGACAUUCAUCUACCACGGACAAGUUUGUAAACGCACACGACGAUCAUGUCCACAGAAUCGAAACCCUUGGCCAGAUCGCCAUCCCCGACGGGCGAAGAGGACCCCUCUGCUAAACGUAUCAAGCUGGACGACAUUCCCGCACCGCCAGCCGUCCCUACCUCGGUUUAUAGCCUACCACCCUCGACGUUCAAGUAUUGCAACCAAGAUGGCCUCGUAGGGAUCCUCGAUAAGGACGGGCAGUAUCACUUGCGUGAGCAGGAUGUAGGGAUAUCCGAGUACCUGAGCCGGGAGCAAGGAGAGUUUGAGGGGAUCGUGAAGCAGAGGUUUGAGGAUUUCAUGGUUUACGAGGUGGAUACCGAGGGGGAGAUCGUACAUCUAAAAGAGAUGGGAAUGCCGGAGGAUCCGUUCAACAAGCCUAAGGAGAAGAAACCCGAGGAGAAGGAAAAGGACACGCUCGUCGAAGAGGAAGAGGCUGGAAAUGAGCCAGCUACCGUUGAGGCUUCGACGUCGACAACGACACCGGCACCGGCAGAGAUCGAAGCGCCAGCACCUAACGAGGCCGAACCCGAAGUCGCAGCUGAGGAUUCGGCCGAAGAUCUUCCCAUCGAGCUUCAAAGACUCCCUGGAAACAAACAAUGGACCCACUCGACCACCCGUGCUCUCCUCCCCCUCCUCCCGUCUAUUGCCAUCACCGCCUUGCACGACCUCUUACUAGAAGGUCGUACCCCUCCCCGACCGCCUCCCGAAGCUGCACGCCCCUCUGACGGAGGAUGGGGCGGGAUGAAACGUAGGGAUCAUGCCAAGGAGGAAGAAGAGGCUAUGAACGAGGCUGCGAAUGGAGAGCCCGUGGUCUUGCUUAGCGGGAGGGAAAAGUAUCAGAAUCAGGGGAGGGAUCGAGGGAGGGGCAGAGGGAGAGGAGUUCGAGGGGGACGGGGUGGGAUGGUUGGUGGGCAUAUGGAGCGUAUCAAGGAUGAACGGGAGGUCUUGUCGGAUGUCAUCACGGACAAGGCUAAACGAACCGAGAUCCAUAACACCAUCCGAUCCCUCUUCACCGGCACUUUCGAGACUUUCUCGCGAGAAGUCGCUGGGGAACAAGGAUCAAGCCGGAUCGCCAUCAAGUGGGCCGCAAAAGGCGGAGCUUCGAAGCCCAAGCCCAAACGUAAUGACAACGACCCCGACGCCCCAAAGAUCCCCAAAUACAUCCACUUUACACUCCAGAAGACCAACAGGGACACGCAAGACUGCUUGAACCACAUCUCCCGUAUCCUUCGGGUGGACGGCAAGACCAUCUCUACCUGCGGGACCAAGGAUAAGAGGGGGAUCACCGUCCAGCGAGUUUGUAUCCAGCGCAAGGGGCUCAAGUUGGCUCAGAUCUGGAAAGCUGCCAAUGGGUUGAGUUAUGGGGGCAGGACGAUGAAGCAGGCUUUGGAAGAGAGGGGGGAGAGAGGAGUUAGGAUUGGGGACCUCAGGUAUUCGGACGAGUAUCUGGAGUUGGGGAUGUUGAAGGGGAAUCACUUCACCAUCACUCUCAGGAACGUCAAGGCUGAAAGUCCGCAGAUGAUCGACAACAUCAUGGAAUCCAUGAAAUCUCGCGGCUUCAUCAACUAUUACGGUAUGCAACGAUUCGGUACAGCCUCGGUGUCGACGCAUUCUGUCGGAUUGGCGCUUCUCAAGGGGGAAUGGAAGGAAGCUUGUGAGAUGCUCCUUUCCCGACGACCGGGCGAACAUCCCGAUUGUGAUGCGGCAAGGAGAGCCUGGUGGGAACGCGGUGAUGUGGAAGAAGCGUUGAAACUCAUGCCGAGGAGGAACACCGCGGAGCGGGCCAUCUGGGAGUUUUGGGCCAGGCCGAAUCAGGAGGCGGGGAACCAUUAUGGAGGGCUCCUGAACAUCCCCCGAAACCUCCGUCUCAUCUAUGUGCACGCCUAUCAGAGCUAUGUCUGGAACUUGAUCGUCUCGGAGAGGAUCAAGAUGAACUCGACGAGCCCUAUCGUCGGUGAUCUCGUUUUCGCCGAGGAGAAGAGCCUCGAGGGGGAGGGUCAGGAUGCCCAACCAUCGUCGUACCGAGGAAACCCCAAGCGCAACUGGCAGACAUCGUCCAGUAGUGAAGUCAAGGUCCUCAAAGAGGCCGACCUCGCCAACUACACCUUGGCCGAUGUCAUCAUCCCCUUGCCUGGUUACGACAUCACUUACCCCGGAGGCGACUUGUUCGAGCGAUAUCAAGCGAUCAUGAAGGAGGACGGAUUGGAUCCGCUCAAGAUGAGGAGGAACCAAAAGGAGUACUCCUUGGAAGGAUCCUACCGCAAGAUCAUCCACAUGCCAGGGCACCUCUCGUGGCAACACCUCCGAUACGACGAUCCAGACGUCUCCCUUACCCAGUCCGACGAGGACAAGUUGCUGGGCAUGCCUGCACCCGAACUCAACAAGCCCGACGCUCAAUUCGCCGCCUUGCAAUUGAGUUUGACCUUGGGCACGAGCUCGUACGCUACCAUGGCGCUCCGAGAAUUGACCAAGGAGGACACCAGCGCGCAUCAUCAGACCAAGUUGACUGCCAAGGCAGAUGACCAAAAGGCCAAGGCUGUCGUGGAUGACGGUGCCGAGGAAGAGCAAGCUAAUGACAAGAUGGAACAAGAUUGAUAGCAUCACGACACGACAAUGUAUUCUAGUUAUCGAGGGCCUAUUGUGCCAUAUACUAGCAUGCGGGCGGAACAGCUCAGCGACGAUCGAUCAAUGUCAUCUGAGAUUGAGAAACAGCUCACCAUCACGACGCUUUUGAAAUGAG
This is a messenger RNA of Filobasidium floriforme, 2878 nucleotides long. Its product is annotated as putative pseudouridine synthase. The transcript is spliced from 6 exons. Bases 145 to 2733 code for a protein of 862 amino acids. Gene Ontology annotation, biological process: pseudouridine synthesis. Gene Ontology annotation, cellular component: nucleus. Gene Ontology annotation, molecular function: pseudouridine synthase activity; RNA binding. NCBI's taxonomy places the organism in Eukaryota, Fungi, Basidiomycota, Tremellomycetes, Filobasidiales, Filobasidiaceae. The record is from RefSeq and is a predicted model, not a curated record.